Messenger RNA from Camellia sinensis, 1692 nucleotides. NCBI's taxonomy places the organism in Eukaryota, Viridiplantae, Streptophyta, Magnoliopsida, Ericales, Theaceae. The record is from RefSeq and is a predicted model, not a curated record.
GAUUGAAACCGAGCACAAUAUACUAUUAUCGGUGUGGGGAUCCUUCUAUACCAGCCAUAAGUGAAAUAUACUCUUUCAAGACUAUGCCUGUUUCUGGACCACGGACUUACCCAGAAAGAAUUGGAAUUGUGGGAGAUCUGGGUCUUACGUACAAUAUGACAACCACAAUCAGUCAUUUGAUUGGUAAUAAACCUGAUCUUGUCUUGUUGAUUGGUGAUGUGACUUAUGCAAACCUAUAUCUCACAAAUGGAACAAGCUCCGACUGCUAUGCUUGCUCAUUUUCGCAUACGCCCAUACAUGAGACCUACCAACUUCGUUGGGACUAUUGGGGAAGGUUUAUGCAGAAUUUAGUUUCAAAAGUUCCAAUAAUGGUGGUAGAAGGGAACCAUGAGAUCGAAGAACAGGUUGAAAACCAGAAAUUUGUAGCUUACAGUUCUCGAUUUGCUUUCCCAUCGGAAGAAAGCGAGUCUCCAUCCACAUUGUACUACUCUUUCAAGGCAGGGGGAAUACACUUUAUAAUGCUUGGGGCUUAUAUUGCCUAUAAUGAAACAGGUGAUCAAUAUAAGUGGUUGGAGAGGGAUUUAGCUAAUGUGGACAGAUCUAUAACUCCAUGGCUGGUAGCUGCUUGGCACCCACCCUGGUACAGUUCUUACAAAGCCCAUUACAGAGAAGUGGAGUGUAUGAGGGUGGCAAUGGAAGAGUUACUUUACUCUUAUGGUGUUGAUAUAAUCUUCAAUGGACAUGUUCAUGCUUACGAGAGGUCAAAUCGAGUUUAUAACUACACGUUAGAUCCAUGUGGUCCUGUUUAUAUCACAGUGGGAGAUGGAGGUAACCGAGAGAAGAUGGCAAUUGAACAUGCUGACACACCUGGUCACUGCCCAGAACCUUUGACAACUCCAGAUCCAUACAUGGGGGGUUUCUGUGCAACAAACUUUACAACUGGUCCAGCAGCAGGUAAAUUUUGCUGGGACCGGCAACCUGAUUACAGUGCUUUCAGGGAAAGCAGCUUUGGCCAUGGGAUCCUAGAGGUGAAAAAUGAUACUUGGGCCUUGUGGACAUGGUACCGGAACCAGGACUCAGAGAGUAAAGCUGGGGAUCAGAUUUACAUUGUGAGGCAACCUGAUAUAUGCCCUAUCCGUCCCAAGGUAACUGAAGGCUGGUUUUCAGCAAGAUGAACAGUUUAUACAUGGGAUAUUCAAUCCAAUACAGGUUUGUUUGUCAUUAAUGAUAUCAGAUCGUCAUAACCACUUUCUACUAAGAUUAUUAAAUAUAUAUAUUUAUAUAUAUAUUACAUGGGAUUCACGGAAAAGCUGACCUCCCAAGAGUAUAUUAAAGACAACUAAAGUUGGAUAGGAUGGUCCAGCAUCUUGCUGCCACUGAUGUGGCUUGUCCUUUGUAAUGCUGCAGAAAUCAUUUGUGUAUUUUCACAAGCCAUGGUAGUCUUGUAUUAUGAAAACAAGAAACAUGACAGUGCCCUAGCUGCACCGGUUGAUACAUGGUUAAAGAAGACGAAUGAAAAUUUUGGCUCUCUCUCUUUCUCUCUCUCCUGUUGUUUUAUUUUUUGAAUUGAAAUAUUGUGAUGGUAGAGUGUUUUAAUAUUUACAUUGCUUUUCAUGGCACAUAAUGUAUGUAAUGUAAAGUAACGUAAUGCACAUGUUGCUGCUUGCUUAAUGCUUACCCACAGUUAUUGUA